AUGGCAGCUACAGCAACUAGUAGAGGAGCUCAAACCAUGAAUUCCAUGUAUUUCAAGCCAAUGUUGAGGAAAGCGUAUCAUAGAAAAAGUCCAGACAUGAUAAGUGACACAAUCAAAUUGAACGGAGAGGAAGUGAAGAACAAGAACAUGGUGGCCGAAAAUUGUGAUGCUACUUGGUGGACUCCGGACUAUCGAACUGGAAUUUAUUACCCUAAGGGGCAAGAGAAGGUGAUGGAGGACGUCCCUCAAGAUGCCGGUAGGAAUUUCGGAGAAAUCAAUUGGGAUGAGAAAGAAAACCACGAGAUGUUCAAAACUAUGACAUGUUUUCACUCCUUUUGCACUGAUUGCACUGGAAAACAUGUCAAAACACAGAUUGAACUGAAUAGUUACCCUGUUACAUGUCCAGGUUUCAACUGCCAAAGCUUUUUGGAACCAGACUCUUUCAGGUCUAUCAUUUCAGCAGAUUUGAUUGAUCGUUGGGAGGCAGGACUGACUGAAUCAACAAUACCUAUUUCUCAAAAAUUUUACUGUCCUUACAAAAACUGCUCAGCCAUUUUGCAGAAUGACAACGGUGAAGAAGAAAUCAUUAGGGAAUCCAAAUGUCCAGAAUGCCAGCGCCUCUUUUGUGCACAGUGUAAAGUCCCUUGGCAUCCCGGAUUUAAGUGCACAGAGUUUCAGAAAUUCAAUGAAAAGGAAAGAGAUGAAGCAGAUCUGUAUGUGCGCAAACUGGCCAAGAAAAAGAAAUGGCCUAACUGUCCCAAUUGCAACUACAUUGUGGAGAAGACUGAGGGCUGCAUACACAUCACUUGCAAUUGUGGAUUUGAGUUCUGCUACACCUGUGGAUUAAAGUGGAGUGAGAGUAACCACUGGAACACUUGCCAGAGAGGGUGA
Molecule: messenger RNA, 891 nt
Organism: Fraxinus pennsylvanica
Lineage: Eukaryota; Viridiplantae; Streptophyta; Magnoliopsida; Lamiales; Oleaceae
Source: the annotation of a GenBank genome assembly